Messenger RNA from Pomacea canaliculata, 4058 nucleotides. RefSeq names its product sodium- and chloride-dependent glycine transporter 1-like. Gene Ontology annotation, cellular component: membrane. Gene Ontology annotation, biological process: sodium ion transmembrane transport. The record is from RefSeq and is a predicted model, not a curated record. The transcript is spliced from 16 exons. The coding region runs from base 346 to 2604 and encodes 752 amino acids. Lineage: Eukaryota; Metazoa; Mollusca; Gastropoda; Architaenioglossa; Ampullariidae.
AGUAUGACAGUCAAUGAAGCGUGACAUGCACUUCCAAAAGGUAAACCAGCCCACAAGGAGGGGCCACCCCCGUGCGCACACUCCCUCAGGUGUCUGUCACUAGGUCAGGUCACGAUCUGUGAGCGUGACACCCGAUCGGUGUGAACCCGACGCUACCCUCUGAAGCUCGCGGACGAGACGAGAGCAGCGAGUGUACACACUGUGCUGUCACCGUGUCCCCCUGUGUUGUCACCGUGUCCUCCGGUGUACAUACCACACUCUCUGUCCACCUCUCUCUCUCUCUGUAACCACAAGUCCGUGUCUGUACCCUCCGUGUGUCCUCCCGGAAGUGGAACUCCGACCAUCAUGGUGGGGUCGGGACGCACCAACGCAGAGGAACUGACCAAACCAGUCGCUACAGGUGACAACACACAGUGGAGGGAGCGUGAAGACUGGAAUGGUGCUGUUGAUGGUAGUCAUGGUUACAACACCAGGUACCUGCGCCCGGGAGCUCGCCGCGGCCCUCAGCGUAAUGGAUCGUUUCCGGGUAACGGCGUUACCUUGUCACAGGGCUCCCUGGACAACACGUCCACGUCCGACACACACACGAGGGAGGGCUCUGUAACCGGAAGUGAACAUCCCUCGCCCUUGUACGCCAAUGACGAGAACGCAGAGCGAGGCAACUGGUCGGGGCGCUUCGACUUCCUGUUGUCCCUACUGGGCUACGCCGUGGGCCUGGGCAGCAUCUGGCGCUUCCCCUACCUCUGCUUCCGCAAUGGAGGAGGAGCUUUCUUGUUUCCAUACCUGAUCAUGACGGUCGUCAUUGGCACUCCUGUCUUCUUCCUAGAGGCCUCCCUCGGGCAGUUCUGUAGCGCCGGUCCUAUGGCAUGCUGGGAUUUCGCGCCGUUGUUUAAAGGCCUUGGCAUUGCCAUGGUGAUGGUCUCAGCCUUGACUUCUAUCUACUACAACAUGAUCAUGGGCUGGUCACUGUACUACCUCUUCGCGUCCUUCACCUCUAACCUGCCAUGGAGAACAUGUGAUAACCCGGAGUGGAACACCCAAGACUGCAGCCUCAAGCUGCCAUUGGUCGAUUGUAAAAAGGGAGAGAAGCUGGAGGAUGGUACGUGUAAUGACGCAACUUCCGGUAGCUUCCUUGGCAUUUGGAACUACAGUGUCUUCACGAACGCUACGGGUCGGAGGAGAAUUUCACCUUCGGAGGAAUACUGGAAUGGAAGAGCUCUGAAAAUAAGUUCUGGUAUAGAUGAUUUCGGCACACCCAAGUGGGACAUGACUCUGUGUCUGUUGUUAGCCUGGAUCUUGUGUUUCCUCUGUCUGCUGAAAGGCAUCAAAACAACAGGAAAGGUUGUCUAUUUCACGGCAAUAUUUCCCUACGUUGUACUCAUCAUCCUGUUCUUUCGAGGAGUUACCCUUGACAACGCCGGCGAGGGCAUUAAGUACUACAUUAUUCCGGACUUUGGCCGCCUAGCUGAUGCAAGGGUGUGGAACGAUGCUGCCAAUCAAGUGUUUUUCGCGCUGUCCGUUGCCGGCGGAGGCCUUAUAACACUCUCCAGCUACAAUCGCUUUAAAAACAACAUUUUUAGAGACACCAUGAUCGUGGUCAUCAGCGACACAGCCACCUGCAUCUUCGGAGGUUUUGUCAUCUUUUCCUUCUUGGGCUACAUGGCCGGUCAGUUGGGGCUAGAGGUCAAGGACGUGGUCAAGGACGGAGCCGGUCUGGCAUUUGUAGUCUACCCAGAAGCCGUGUCCAGCCUGCCACCUGCCACCCUGUGGGCCAUUCUCUUCUUCAUUAUGCUUCUGACUUUAGGCCUUGACAGUCAGUUUGCCAUGGUAGAGACUGUACUAACUGGAAUUUUAGACCAGUUUCCACAUCUGCGACCAAAGAAAUCUUUCGUCAUCCUCAUCAUUUGCAUCGUUUUUUUCUUCUUGGGCCUACCCCUUGCUUGUCCGGGUGGCAUGUACCUGCUACAACUGAUGGACAGCUACGCUGGCGGCCUCACUCUCAUCAUCGUGGCGUUCUUUGAAAUCGUUGCCGUUAUCUAUGUCUACGGUUGCAACCGGUUUUGUCGCGACAUUCACAUCAUGAUUGGCACUAAUAUAUUUAUCUAUUGGAAGGUCACGUGGAUGGUUCUCAGUCCUCUAACUAUUGCGUUCAUCUUUAUAUUCAUGUUAGUGGACUACUCGCCUUCUAAAUACGGAGACUACUUGUACCCGCGAUGGGCUGACGGGGUGGGCUGGCUCUUCGCUCUGUCUUCCAUCAUCUUCAUUCCGCUGACGAUGGUGUACAAACUCUGCAGGGAAACAGAGGGCGACACUGUGCUUCAGAAGCUGCGUCUUCUGACAACUCCCAAGACCACUUGGGGGCCGGCGCUGCCCAAAUUCCGGGAGCUUGUAGAUUAUGUUGAUGGUUUUGAGGUCGACCCACACAAGACGAGAAUGCAGGAAAGAUUCCCUUCAUGGCACACCAACAAAGCUUUUGUGAGCGACACCAAAUCCUCUCCAUUGCAACCCACCCAUGCGCCCUUGGGUCUGAGAUCUCAGUCCAUGUACUCUGGGUUUUCGGGAAUUUCUGGAGGGAGCACCAACACAUACGAAACCAAUGUAUGACAACUCGCACACAUGUUGAUGGUCCGUGUCUUACCACACGGUGUUGUACACUCGCACCCACGCUGGGAGUUCCGGAAGAACUAUUUUGGUGUAUAAGAUGUCGUUCCAGACACAUCCGCUCACUGUUGGAGCUGGAAGUGACAUAGUCUCAGGGAUAAAGCACCAAGUAUUCUUUGAAAAUCUCGCAGACUGUGAAAGAGGGGUAAACAGUUGGAGGCAGUCAGCCUCUCCUUUGGAUCUCUCUUUUUGAACAAUCUGUUUUUUGUAAAGGCAGCAACAGCUGUGAUUACGCAGUGGAUUUAUAAAGCAUCCUUCUCCAGCAUCUCAGCCAACAUACACACAUCUUUUUAAGUGUAGGCAUAAAAUGCACCUUUAUAUACGAACACGAAUAUGCACAAUACACUCUCUCAUUUGAGUAAAGACAAAGCUGUUAUACUUAUGUCCUUCUCGAGUGCCAGCUUGCCAUCAUGUGAUUUGACUUAAGAUGAUGACGUGUAAAGGACCCACACACAGUCCCCACUGCGUUCACCGUGACUGGAGUAGAAGACAUCCUGUGCUGGGGCUGCCAAGAUGGAGCAGCAUGAAGAAUACCCCGAAAGAACAAAUGACAACUAUAAAUUACAAUAAUUAUAAUCACCCUGUGAAUGACAUUUCUUGAGUUCCGUGACUCUCAUCAGGAGUCGUCCUUGGUGUCCGACAAUAAGUAGCAAUUACCUGUACAGCAGCCUGGAUUUCUUGAUUUUACAUCUGAACUUCAUUUAGCCUGUUUUUGUUUUUACUUUUUUAUUAUUAUAAGAAAAUGUGAGGAGCACAAUCAUGCCAAGGGCACAGCAUUUAAAUAUUGCUCAGGUGCUGGCAACUGCUACAUUUAAGAUUUUUUCCCCCCUGCAUUUCAGAAGGAUUAUCGUUUUUUGGAAUACAAGGCUCUCCCCAUCAUAUUGCUGCAGUCUUGUACCACAUGACAGAAAAUGAGCCAACACUGUAAAGUACUAAGUGCCUGUGGACCUCCGAACCUGAUAACCUUUCUAUAUAUAUAGGUAUCACAAUAUCUUGUCUUGGUUUCAGAGUUUGCAUGCAUGCACAAUGAGAAGAACAUUUUACUAUUAUACAAAAAAAUUACAUCUGUACAGAGCAUUUUAAUGCAAGCAUUUUUUGAAGAAUUUGUUUUUAUAAAUUGUAUGUGUUUAUAUGCAUGCAUGUGUAUGUUUGCACAAUGUGUAAGUGCAUGCACACAUUUGGUGAGAGUUUACAUACUAUUUGGUGAAGGUCACAAAUGUGAACCUAAAUCAAACUAUAAAUAUGAAAAAUUUCAAUAACAAUGCGAAAAAACCAAAGAAAGUCAACUUUAUUCACUCUGAUCAAAUGGUGAUCCGUGAGCAAUAAUCAGUCACAAAAUUUGUCUUCAAUGGGAAACAAAAUGACGAAUAGAAUAAAAGAUGUGUGCAGUGUUGACA